Messenger RNA from Trichobilharzia regenti, 3084 nucleotides. NCBI's taxonomy places the organism in Eukaryota, Metazoa, Platyhelminthes, Trematoda, Strigeidida, Schistosomatidae. The record is from the annotation of a GenBank genome assembly.
CGGGCACUUUAAAGUGUGAGUUGGACCGCUGAGUGUGACAUCUAAACUCGUAACCGUGUCAGAGCUUGUCGUCAUUUCUGUGACAGUGUCACGACCUGAUCUGUGAAGCUGGUUGAAGUGCAAGUUCAAAUCAAUUUGAAUAGCAUUUUUGGGAAGGAGUUAACGUGUGUUUACGGUGUUUUCUUAAUGAAGAGCCCACUUUCUUCAAAUGUGUACGUCUCGAAUGCAGAGGCUAAGCUUCUGAGGUUGAAAGGGAACCUGACUAACGAACUGAUUACUUCUGAGAUUAAGUACAUCAGUUAUCUUAAAAAAGUUCUAAAGUACUUUGCGAGACCAUUGUGUGAUCAUAGGUACUUACCAGAGGAUAUACAUGCUGAGAUAUUUGGACGCCUGGUGCCCAUUUUAAACGUCAACGAGACUCUUUUGGAGUCCCUGCUGACGGUUGGAGUUGAGAAAGCCUUCUUGAAAAUUUCUCCGUGUUUAAAACUGUAUGCAGACUAUGCUCGUCGCUAUCAGACAAACGUUGUCUUUAUGGAGACUUGUAUUACAUUCACGCCUGGUCUACUGGAAUUCAUAAAUAAACAAGAAAACUUACCAGAUGUUAAUUUGCAACUGGCUGCAUUUCUAAUCAUGCCUAUACAGCGUGUUCCCCGGUACUCCUUAAUGCUUCAAGAACUCGUCACUAUUUAUCUUCAACUAGAUGGUCUGACUAGUACUGAGGCGAAUGAUGUUGCUGUAAGUAUCACUCAAGCCGCUCAUCAUGACAACAUGAUACCAGAAUAUGCAGCCACACUUAUUUUGAAGUUGUGGGAAAAUUAUAAACAAAGGGGUUUCAGUUCACCAUCUAACAGUUCUAAUUUUCCAGUUGUACGAAGUUAUGUUCAUCGGAUGAAACCCUGUACAAUUAUUCUGUUGGCAGGUUUUGCUAGUGUUGUGUCAACAGCAACAUUCCUAAAUGAACAGAUAAGAAUAAGUGAACAGGCAACAAAGGCUGCAUUGUUGCAAUCGAGACUUUUGGGGAAAUGGUCACGUAAUUUAAUUCUGGUACCUGGUCGGAAGUUAUUAAAGUAUGGAAUCGUAAAGAAGAAAAAUUCACUGGAUGGAGUGGCUGAACCUCGCUUACUGGUGAUCCUGUCUGACAUACUGGUGUAUGCUACACCCCGAACUCAGACAGACUUGGAAUCUAUUUUCAGUAAUAAGUUGGUUGUUGGUCGAAAAUAUCCAGAAUUUUUAAAAUCCUUUUCUGCGGGAAAAACACCCUUAAAGUGUGUCAAACUUAUGCAGGGAAGAAAUAAGGCAUAUCCACUGACCCGAGUUUCCAAAUAUUCCACGCCAGUUCGCUCCGAGAAUUCUGUUUCUCAGAGUCUUUUGGAUUCGGAUGACUGUUUGACAAACAGUAAAGUCUGCUUUUCAUGUGUUUCUGUUUAUCCCCUACAUCACUGUCAUAUCCAAGUGCAUUUUAGAACAUCGUCCACCUUUCUGCAACCUAUUCCCGAGUCUCCUGAAAACAGAUCAAAUAAAACCAAUUCAGUGUUUGUUUCCCCAGGAUCUACUGUGAAUUUUCAUAAUCGUACGGCGUCUACACCACUCGUAUUUGAUGGAUGUUCAUGUGAUGCUUCUCCUGUGGUUAAAUUUAAUAAAUUUGAUUCAUCAAUUAAAUCCGAUAAAGAUGAAGAGUUGUCUAAACCUUGUCAGUCGGUGAAUGAAUACAGUUUUUCCGUACAUUGUCGUGAUGCUAGUUUCACAAUUGUUACUAAAGAUUUAGCAGGAGCCGAGGAGUGGAUAUCUAGUCUCGAGACAGCCAUUGAAGCCGUCAAGACAGCGCGACAGAGUCUUCGUAAGGAAAGUAGUGCUAAAUGGCCAAUGCGUGCUUCCGAUUUUAUUCAGUUUGAACAGUGGUUGGAGCAAAAGCGCUCAGCGGAAGAGUCAAUGAAGUGUUCCGAAAUCUUUCAAAGUGUGGGAGUGUCUCAGAUCGCUGAUGACAGUGUUCUUGCAUCCUCAAAUAUUCUUGACUCGUCGAAGGUGGAAAAGAAACUUGAAGAGUAUCGCAGGCGUAAGUCAAUAGGUUGUGAACAUGAAAGGAUCAAUCGUUUGUCUAACAUAUUUUGUGACAGUGGUAGUUACGAAUGUAAUCGGAAGAAAUCAGAGCGAAAGGCGGCCUGUGGAAUUUCUCUGAGUUCAGUUAUAUCCAGACUAAGGAGGAAGACAUUCACCGCCACUGAUGCAAUAUCUGAAUAUUCAGACAGAUCUGUUCGUCUGGUGUCUGUAGCUGCUAUUUCAAAUGAGGAUGAGGUUGGUUCUAGUAGAGUUAACUCUCAAAGUCAAGUGAAUACUGAUAGCCGCUGUCGGUUAUCAAGUUGAGGGGAAUUCACCUUCUACUUGUAAUAUGUAAUGGCUGUUAUACCCGAAAAUGUUUCGAGUGUAUUGGAAGAACAUUUAUGUAUGAGUGGUGAAUGCAUUUCAAAGCUCUUCUCAUCACUUCUGUUAUCCUCAUAUUCUCCCAAGAAGUAACAUUUUGAAAACACUUAGAUUGAAUAUGAUUAUCCUGAGUGCUUUGUGUCAACUAUAUUCCACUUAAAUUACUUUCAAUAUUUCUAUGUGAAUAUAAUUUCUGCUCUAUAUGUGUGAACAAUAGGUAUGUGGGUGCACACAUCUAUUGUGAUGUCUUCAGUCAGUUAGCUUUUCUGUGAUUAUCAUCUCCAGCUUCUCUGUCAACUUUCAUUCUUCCCUGUAGUAUCCUACAGGAAUGUUGAAGAGCAUUUAUGAUGCAUUUAUUGUGUUUUAUUUGUAUACUUCGAAUACACUAUCUAUUUUUGGAAUUAUUGUUUAUACUUUUUUCUAGUUGGAGACGACUAUGAUUAUGGAAGAGUCUGUUGUUCUCUUUUUGUACAUUAAACACAUAACGAUGAUCUUAUUGAUUAAGUUGGCAGUAUUUUUUUUAUGGAGCAGUUUGUAUGCAGCAUUUAAGAAUUUCGGUGGGAAAAACGCCUUUUGACUUGUAACAUUCCAAUUUUGGUUUUUUCUCAUCUUAUCUUCGCAUGUAUAGAGAUACAGUGGUUUUCCUAUUUUCUACAUGAAAAUAUA